CAACUUUUUAAUCAGAGGUCAGUCCACAAUAUCUAUUGAAAAUGGCAACAUCUGUAGAUUCAGUUAAUCACAGUUCAGACUUUGUGAAGGACUAUUCUUGUGUUGCUUGCGAAAGUAAAAAUAUCGAACUAAGUGCUGAUAUCUUUUGUGAACAUUGUUUGAAGUGUUUCUGUCAAACAUGCCUUUAUCACCACGAUCAAAUAUUUGUCAACCAUGUAACAUAUGGAAGAGGAGAAUCAAAUGAAUGGCCUUUAACAAAGACAACCGAGGAUUUGCUACUGAAAUCAUAUAUGUGGCCCAAAUCGCUUAUUUUAUGAAUACUUUUGAAAUAUUGAAGAUAACAACUUGAUAUUUGGCAUGCAUGUGUAUCUCAUGGAGCUGCACAUUUUGAGUGGUGAAAGGUCAAGGUCAUGCUUCUUGGUCAAAUAUAUGGGUCAAAAUUGCUCAUGUAAUGUAACUUCUGCAAUAUUGAAGCUAGCAAUUUUAUAUUUGACAUGCAUGUGUAUCUCAUGGAGCUGCACAUUUUGAGUGGUGAAGGGUCAAGGUCAAGGUCAUCCUUCAAGGUCAAACGUCAUAAAGGAGGACAUUGUAUUUCACAAACACAUCUUGUUUCUUGCUUUAAUUAAAAUCUUGUACUACUCCAAAUAUUGGACACUUGUUAAAAUAAAUAAAAGAAAACUUUUUUAACAUUUGAAAAUCUGUGAACAAUUCCCUUUAACUUAAUAUUUAUUGCAAGUUUCACCCAUUGUCAGAAUACGCUUAUUACCCCUGUGAUAAGAAAAGUGUUUAACAGUUUAUAAACGAUAUCUCAUGGUUAGGUUUAUGGACUUUGUACCUUAUUGUGUGUGUCUUCAUGCAACACAUUAGAGUUUUGAUAACACUCGCUUUAGUUCAUAAACGUAGUAAAACUAAUAGUGAAUUCAUAACUUUUUAAUCAGAGGACAGUCCACAAUAUCUAUUGAAAAUGGCAACUUCUGUAGAUUCAGUUAAUGACAGUUCAGACUUUGUGAAGGACUAUUCUUGUGUUGCUUGCGAAAGUAAAAAUAUCGAAAUUAGUGCUGAUGUCUUUUGUGAAACAUGUUUGAAGUGUUUCUGUCAAACAUGCCUUUAUCACCACGAUCAAAUGUUUGUCAACCAUGUAACAUAUGGAAGAGGUGAAUCAAAUAAAUGGCCUUUAACAAAGACAACCGAGGAUUUGCUACUGAAAUGUGAUGUUCACAACAGCAAGACACUGAAAAUGUUCUGCCAGGACCACAGUCUGCUGUGCUGCUCUGAUUGUCUUUUAGUGAAUCACAGACAAUGUACGAAUGUGGCUCUAAUUUCUGAAUCAAUCAAAAAUCUGUCAGUGGAUAUCCGGCAGUUGUCAAACAAAAUUCAAGUAAUUCUUGCCGAUCUAAAUAAGUUUAAGAGAUCACAAGAGGCCAGCAUUCAUUUCGUGGAGGGAUCAUACAGCGAAAAACUGCAAGAAAUCAGAGAGGUGCGUAAGAAAUUAAAUGCUGAUUUGGAUGGACUAGAAAAUUCAACUUUGAAAGAACUAGAUACAAUAAGGUCUACAUUGCAAACCUCUCUCAAAAAAGAUGUUGACAACUGCAGCCGACUGAAGGAUGAACUGCAACAACUCAGUGAGGCUGUACAGGGCCUAUGUGAUAAGAGCAAGAAGGACAUUGAGUUCAUAGCCAGCAGGAAAUGCUUUGACAAGAUACUCGAGUCAGAGUCAUUUCUAAAGGAGAACUCAGUCAAGGUUCAGAGUUCCAUAAUAUUCAAGGCAAACAUUGACAUUGACCAGUACCUGACUAAACAGCCCAGUCUUGGAAAGAUUCUCACACUCAAGAUGAAUCCAAACCAGGUGUUGACAGUAAAGAGAAAGUCCGAAUAUAAUGUGAAAAUAUCAAGUGACACAAGUCCGACUUGCUCUAUCAAAGGCAUUUGCAGCCUGCCUAGUGGUCAUGUCAUUGUUGCAGAUUUCAGAAAUAAGAAAUUAAAACUGUUGGAUCAGAGUUACAAUGUGUCCGGUCACAGUGAUGUGGCUGAUACUCCACGUGACAUUUGCCCAAUAACAUCCAGUGAGGUGGCUGUGACUCUUGGUAAUACCGGUGUGCAGUUUAUGUCUGUGAGCAAUGGGCAGCUGGUGAAAGGGAGGAAGUUACAGUUACCACAUUUAGCUAAUGGCAUUACCCACCAUAAGGGAGCAUUGUAUAUCACGUCUGGCCAAGCUCUCUACCACUACAAAUUGACUGGGGCACUUGUGAAAAUGCUUUAUGAGGACAAAUCAGAUAUAGCUACUGGUAAAUGUAUUGAAAAUAUUGUUGAAUAUUGAACAUAUGGAACAUAU
Dreissena polymorpha is the source of this 2332-nucleotide messenger RNA. RefSeq lists its product as uncharacterized. Bases 965 to 2317 code for a protein of 450 amino acids. The transcript has 2 exons. Gene Ontology annotation, molecular function: zinc ion binding. Lineage: Eukaryota; Metazoa; Mollusca; Bivalvia; Myida; Dreissenidae. The record is from RefSeq and is a predicted model, not a curated record.